AUACCUAGAUCAGUUUCAAAAACACUUUAUCAGUAAAUAAAUAAACGAAUAUUUUAUUUUAAAUUGGCGGGAUAAUACGUCAAAAUUUGACAUUGACGUGUUUGACAUUUGUGCGGUAAUGAGUGUUCAUAACCUAUCUUCUGUUUCCACACAAGAUCACAAAAGACUCGGUUCAUCUUGUAGACACUAAUAGAACAAAAUAAGUAACGAAACACCAAGCCAAAAAGUUGAGGUUAAGUUUCUUUAAACAUGUUAAAACUUAAGUGUUUUGCUAAUAUCUCAUUCUAUCGAUUUGUAUCUACGUCACCGAGUAAUAUUGUGGAACACCUGAAUAACAGAACAUUGAUACGUGUGUCCGGACCAGAAGUAUCGAAUUACCUCCAAGGUUUAAUUACUAAUGAUAUUGAACAUCUUAGCUCUGGACCUGGCAGCAUGUACACCAUGUUUUUAAAUACUGCUGGUCGAGUUCUUUAUGAUACAAUUAUAUAUCGAAAUUCGGAAGAAAAUACAUACUUUGUUGAAUGUGACAAGUCAAUAUCAGAGACUUUACAAAAACACUUGAAGAUACAUAAAGUUAGACGCAAAAUUGAUGUUACAAGCUUAGCAGAUGAAUUAAAAAUUUACGCUGUGUUUAGUAAUGAUAAAAUAAAUACAACUAGUGAUAACUCACAACUUUCAGGUGGUUCUAUAGCGCCCUGCCAGGAAUUAAAUAAAUCACAACCCACAGCACUGUUUAAAAGUGAUCAAGAUAUUAAUAUUUUUCGAGAUCCAAGAAUCACUCAUUUAGGAUCACGAGUUAUUGCAAAAACUGAUGUAAAUGUAUUUGAGAAAUUAAGUAAGGUCAUCAAUUUGGAAGAAAACACAAGUGGAGUGAACUAUCGCUGGUUACGAUAUAGUUUGGGAGUGGGAGAAGGAGUAGAAGACUUGCCUGUCGGCGAUUGCUUUCCUCUGGAGUGUAACUGUGAUUAUUUGCAUGGUGUUAGUUUUCACAAAGGGUGUUAUAUUGGUCAAGAAUUAACAGCGCGAAUUCAUCACACUGGGGUUGUUAGAAAACGAUUAAUGCCUAUUCAUUUUACUAAGAUUCCUUUAAAAGUACCUGAUAAAAGGAUUGUCCAAGAUAAAGUGAAUUUAGGAAAGUUGAGAGGAGUGGAAAAAGACGUUGGAUUAGGUGUACUGAGGGUUAGUAAUGUUUUAGCCAUUAAAGAAAUUAAAUUAGGAGAUGGGAUUGGUGUAGUUUCAAGACCUAAUUGGUGGCCUGUUGAAGCACCAAAAGAAAAAAUUAAUAUCUCUAAAUUACAAUAAAAUAGUACUGCAGUUUAAGGCAGCUUGUAGUGAAUAAUAAAAUGGAACCAGUAAAAUUUGACUGUGAAGAUUCUAAACCUUCCACGUCACAGGACAC
This is a messenger RNA of Zophobas morio, 1399 nucleotides long. Its product is annotated as putative transferase CAF17 homolog, mitochondrial. The coding region runs from base 250 to 1302 and encodes 350 amino acids. Gene Ontology annotation, biological process: iron-sulfur cluster assembly. Gene Ontology annotation, cellular component: mitochondrial matrix. The record is from RefSeq and is a predicted model, not a curated record. Lineage: Eukaryota; Metazoa; Arthropoda; Insecta; Coleoptera; Tenebrionidae. Gene Ontology annotation, molecular function: protein binding. The transcript is spliced from 2 exons.